Glossina fuscipes is the source of this 1108-nucleotide messenger RNA. RefSeq lists its product as uncharacterized. NCBI's taxonomy places the organism in Eukaryota, Metazoa, Arthropoda, Insecta, Diptera, Glossinidae. The record is from RefSeq and is a predicted model, not a curated record. The annotation marks the transcript as partial. The transcript has 6 exons.
UCUGGCUCACAAAAGGGAACCGAAAGCCUAGCGAAUUAAAACUUUAGAACCGAUAGCAUAAAUUUCUGCGAAAGAGGUAAUCAAGUGCACAGUAACACCGUUCAACAUAAAGCGAAUGAAUUUGGAGAUCUGACUAGUAAACAGAGCGGUCAUCACCGUCCGCGUAGUUCUUAUCAAUUUAAUUGGCCGCAGAUUUUGAGUCCAUCGGUGGCUCGAAAAUUAAUUAUGGAACGCUCUAAUGUCUCGGGCAACAAUGCCAUCCGUAACGAUUCCGAAAACGCCGCAACUGCAUUGCCGACUCGUAAGGCGCCAACGGAAGUAAUGCAGAAGGGUGAUUUACAAUUUUCAAAGAAUCGUCCAAUGAUGCGCGGAAGUCAUCGGAAGCAAUUGGAAAAAUAUCGUUACUCUGAAUUGUCAUUGGAUGAGACAACGAAAUUUAUUACACAGGUGAAUAAAGUAUUUCUUAAACGUUUGCGCGAAAUCGACCAUGAAGUUCCUGAUAAUAUAAAGUUAAAAUUGAUUAUUUAUCGGAAUUGGGUGAAAAUAUUACUCAAGGUUAACCAAUUGCUCAUCACUAACAUGGAAAAGUUGGAUUUUGAAAUAGCGAAGCAACUAAAAUGCGCUCAGCGAUGGGGUACUGAUUGCUGCCGCAGCGAAAGCAGAGAACUUUUGAAAUGCCGCAAAGACAUAGAUUCUUUGAUCAAAGUUAUUCAGAACGUCUACUAUGACAAUAAUUGGGAUACAAAAGGCCUCUGUUUGGAAACCAUGUCCACAUCACAAAUCUUCAGUAAUAUUGAAAAAAGCGUAGAAAAUAUCCGGAGGACAGGUGAAACAGUUAAAGUUAAUGUUGACAAAUUGUUCGCCGAUGUUGAAUCAAAAAAGAGGCAAGAGUGUAAUAUAAAAAUUCUCACAGCCGAACUCGGAGCGAAAGAGGAGGAAGUUGAAAAGCUUAGAAAACAGAUUUCUAUAAUGGAGGAUAAAAUGCAGCAGGUACAGGAGGAAAUCGAACUAAAGGAUGAAAUUAUCAAAAAGCUUGAUUCUACCGAUGUUACGGUGUCUAAAUCAGAUAUUCGAUCUUUUUUGUCUCAAGCUUUAAAAUUUUUGUCAA